AUGCCUUUCGCGCAGACCCCGACGACGACAGCAACAAAGAUGACAACGGGCUGGGCUUCCAGCUGCCCACUCACAGAAACCGUCCCGCCCCGCGCCACAGAACAGGCCUCAAAUGCCUGCUACGCCGAUCUCACCUCCGACCCCACCACACCCAGCACCCAGCCGCACAGCAUGGCCUUGGCCCAACAGACCGUCCCAGCGACUGGCCGCGCCGGACCCCUCUACCAGCCUGCAGUCAGAGACUUCUUGGACGGGAGACGUUGUCUUGGGGAAUGGGGGACCUUGCUGGUGUAUUUCCUGGUCCCACGGGUCCCAGAGGUAUCCUACAACAACGAGAAGACGUUUGAGGGAGACAGCACAACCAGGUUGAGUUUUGAGGCCCUCGAGCCAGCCUGGUUUGCCUUCUCAGCCCGGAUCAACCUCGCCAUGGCCACUAAGACUUCUUCCUUCUGUCCACACACUAACACCAUUAAUGUGGUCGUCAAGGACCUUUUGUCCGCAGGAAGCCCCAUCAAGUGUCCAAACGGUACCUUGGUUUGUUGGAAGAUGAUCACCACCUCAGAAACCCGCUCUUUUUUAUUCCUCAACCCGUCACCCGGUCUCUUCAACAUGCCUCCUCACUCCGCUGCCCACAUCGUCCCACCUCAGCAUCAAUAUGGUCUCAAUCGGCCCAUCCUGAAUCCUUGUGGAUCUAUCCCCAGCCCAAGUCAACACUCUUUGCUUCUUCGAUCUGGUCACAGCGCUCCAAUUAUUGACAAUCUUGAAGAUGCUGCCAGCCAAAAUCCUCAGCCCAACUCACCUGCUGGUAUCCCUCAAGUUCAGCCACCCGCUUCCACCUCUCUUACCGAACGCCCAACCAAAAAAAGGAAACGUACCACCAAUGACGAUGAUUCUGCUUCACCCCAAUCAAUCAAAGUCCUCCUUCAGAAGUCCUACAACGAACUCCGCCUCGCCCUCAAGGGACCGAACUGCUGGAAUCUUUUUCUCAAGACCCCUGAAGCUCGAGCAAUAUUCAAAGAAGUUGGUGGCGUCGAUGACGAUUCGGCGAUGAAGAAAGUCUCUGAGUUGUGGAAGAAGCUUACCCCGGAGGAGAAAAAAGCUUCCGCAAAACACCUUGACGAUGGAUUGACUGAUGAAGAACGUGCCCUUGAUGAAGACGAGUCGGGUGAGUUGAUCCUUCCUGAAGAGCCUUUUUCCUUGGCCCCUUCAGGACAGGUAGGUGGUGGUGUUACUUCUGUUCGCAGUGAGGUCUCCCUCAAGAAUGACUACCAUUGUGUUCAGAAAUGUGUUAAUGAAUUUAUUGAAAAGGCCACUUCAGUCGCAGCAACCCACAACGCGCAGUUUGUGGUCUUUGCGGUGUCCACCCACCUUGGCGCAAGCAGCUAUCAAAUCUCGCAAAGCACACCUGGCGCCAACGUUUUCCUCAAUUACGCCAAAGAUGUCAAUGCUGAAAAGCAUUAUGCUGCUUGA
This is a messenger RNA of Puccinia triticina, 1470 nucleotides long. RefSeq lists its product as uncharacterized. The record is from RefSeq and is a predicted model, not a curated record. The transcript is spliced from 7 exons. Bases 1 to 1470 code for a protein of 489 amino acids. Lineage: Eukaryota; Fungi; Basidiomycota; Pucciniomycetes; Pucciniales; Pucciniaceae.